This is a messenger RNA of Entelurus aequoreus (snake pipefish), 1040 nucleotides long. RefSeq names its product immunoglobulin superfamily member 21-like. The coding region runs from base 1 to 645 and encodes 214 amino acids. Gene Ontology annotation, biological process: heterophilic cell-cell adhesion; homophilic cell-cell adhesion. Gene Ontology annotation, cellular component: adherens junction. Lineage: Eukaryota; Metazoa; Chordata; Actinopteri; Syngnathiformes; Syngnathidae. The record is from RefSeq and is a predicted model, not a curated record. The transcript has 3 exons.
AUGUCUUCUCCUCCAAACAACAUCUCGGUGGUGGCGGAGAACACGCCGGCCCCGUUUAGUCGAUACCAGGCCCAGAACUUCACUCUGGUCUGCACCGCCAAGGGAGGGAAGCCGGCACCGUCGGUGUACUUCAAGCGCGAUGGCGAGCUGAUCGAGGUCAUCUCCUACAGUCAACCCUCCUCCGGCGAGCAGCAAGGCGGCGCUUCGGCGGGGUUUCGAGGCGCCAGGCCGCUCAUCAGCCGGGACCUCGACGAGACCAAGAUGCAGCGCUCCCUCUCCCUGCUGGAUCCCGAGAGCCGCUCGGCACGCUUGUACACCGAGGGGCCCCAGCGCGUGCACACUCAGGGCCAGCAGGCCUCCGAGCCCAGCCCCGCCACCGAGGUUAUCCCCGAGACGGUGGUGAGCCGAGAGUUCCCCCGAUGGGUCCACAGCACGGACCCUCUCUACUACUUCAGUCACACUCACAUCCCGCAAAGUGACGGCUCGGUGGUGGUGCAGGCCCGACUCACCUGGACCCUCAACCCCCAGCUGGAUAACGACGCCCUGUUCAGCUGCGAGGUCAAGCACCCGGCGCUCUCCAUGCCCAUGCAGACCGAGGUCACGUUAGGUAGGCUUGGUUUACUUCUUAUACCCAUGUUCUCCUAACAGUCUCUGCCUUCAGAGCAAGGGCGGUUCUAAUUCAAUGCCACCGAAUGUUGUUGCGGUUGUGCAGAUUGUUAACUGACGGGUCAAUUCCUGGCACCGCCUGCCGCCACAGUCAACACAAAAUGCACUUUAAAAAAAAAAUUUUACAACCUCAAUGUGAGAUAAAAACAUACGUCUUUGGCGGCUAACAAUGGUUGUGGUAUCAUUUCAUGUUGAACAUGCACGGUUACAAUGUUACACUCUUACAUUUCAUGAACGAAAAGGCAUAAUGGAACGCAGGUAAAUGGGGCUUCAUCUUUUUCGCCUCUUGCCGAGAUUUUGCUGAUAUCCCGCCCAUUAAAUACGCCUGGUGGUCAAGCUAGCUCUGUUCUCAAUUGGUACUCGGGGCCAUUUUU